AAGCUAACACUUGAUUCAGAAGAGACGUUAUUUAUUAAGGUUUGGAUUAGUUGUCAACAAAUGAGACGAGAUUAACAGUAAAUUACAAAACAAAGUAUUAAUUGGUUUGUAUUUUGAAGACAAAUGAUGACGACUGAGUCCAAUAUCCGGCAUAUUCUUCACGGGUUAGGUCGGGCCACAAAACGGGGUGUCCGCAAGUGUCCCGAAUGUCAUACGUUUAACGGCACCAGAGGUACCAAAUGCAAGAACAAGAUGUGCGAUCAUAUCUUCAAACGCGACAAUAAUAGUGUCCAACAAAAUGAUUUGAAUGAUAACACCAAAGACCAAAUCGGUGAGGACUGGAUGUCGACAAAGUUAGAGUCCAUCCGAUGCAUAACAACCAACAACUCAUCCAACAUAUACUCAGUUCGUGUCCGUAACAGAGGUCCCGAUUAUCGAGGUUUUGUUGAGGUGCCGAUUAUCAGAGGACUAGACGGCACAUCUGAUCCGUCACUAAACGCCCAGUUUAUUGCUGAGACUACCGCUCGAUGUUUUGUUGAAGUCUGUAGAUCUCAUAAAGUGGUUUUACCCAUUACAGGACACACAGACUCAUCAAUUACUACAACCGACCAAAAUUGUCACCACAAGACUUCUUCCAACACAUCAAAUAUAAGAUAUUCGUUGAUUGAGUCGUGUAUUCAUAUAAAACAUUCAGUAAAAUGUAUGACAGAAGCCAAGGUAUUGGCCUUAAAGAACUCUAUUCUCAAUCAACUUCUGAUUAGUGACCAAAUGCGACAACAAAUCGCUGAGUUAGCCUUUGAUACUCCCGGUCCUCUCGUACAAAGAGUCUCCAAGACAUCAAUGGUAGUUAAGUGUAAGCCUAACAAUAAGCAGCCGUUAGGUUAUCUUCACUGUUGGUUUGCCGAAACUUCGACAAACAAAUGCCGUCAAAGAAGUGUAUUUCAAAAUAACUUUUCCUGUGUUUGUAAAGCAUUUAAAGCUUAUAAAUGUGUAAAUCAAUUGUCCACCGAUUGUCACAGUAAUUCAAUUGUCAAUAACAAUGAAAUGACUAAUUUGUUGGUCAAAUCUAACGGAUUGUCUGCCGAAAGAAAGUGUAUCCACUAUUACGCCUGUAUUUGUGCCUUUGCUAGCGAUCCUAAAUCUAGUCUUGAAUUUAAAGAUUAUAUUAUUAAAGAGUUACCACACUUUGAAUGUCUACCUAUUGUAUUAAUAUCGCAGACAAAUAGUGAACAAACAAAUACCGAAAUGGUUUCAGAUUCUGGCGAUUGUUUGGCAGAAAAACGGAUCAAAUCCGAUGAAAAUGCUAACUCAGAUGUUAUUAAUACGAAAAAAUUGAUUGACAGCGGAAUUAUCACUGAAACUGAUGUCAGCAUUAAUUUUAUUGGUUGGUUGUCGAGUGUCACUGAAUUGAUCAAUCAGUCGAUGCACUACCAGUUGAAUGGAAAGCCAGAACCGCUUGUUUUUAUGAUACCACAGGGUUAUUUCGAUUGUCUUCAACAAAGGAUAGCUACAGGUCUUCGUAAAAAACGUUUACCAAAUGUCACGACUGUCUUCACGCGCAAAGACAAACCUCCUUUGGGAACGUUUACUAAAUACACAUUUGUAUUAACAAAUAUACAUCAUAUCAAACAAAUUUUUGAUACAUCAAAACAAACACUUUGUUUACAACAAAACUUUGUUCAGAACAGAGACGGUAGCUAUGAUUUUGAUCAUUCAUUCAAUGAUUGUCACGAUUUGGCUGACAUUUCAAUGGAUGGAUCAGCACUUGUUUUACCACAAAGUGAUACUCAAAUUAUUAAACGCAAUGAAUUGAAAACUUUUCUAAAAGUUGGUCUAAUGGGUGAUUCAGAUCCUAAAGAGUCGGCCAUACCUUUUGCUAUCGAAUGGAUUCCCGAUUGUCUACCGGUUUGUCAUUUCGGAGAAUUGAGAAUUGAAUUACAGUUCGGACACAUUAGGAAUGGGAAGAUUGAAAAUUGUUAA
Messenger RNA from Oppia nitens, 1980 nucleotides. RefSeq lists its product as uncharacterized. The record is from RefSeq and is a predicted model, not a curated record. NCBI's taxonomy places the organism in Eukaryota, Metazoa, Arthropoda, Arachnida, Sarcoptiformes, Oppiidae. The transcript has 2 exons. The coding region runs from base 124 to 1980 and encodes 618 amino acids. Gene Ontology annotation, cellular component: nucleus.